CUGUCCCCAAUUUAAUGUUUUGAACUAGAACCUGGGCCUCAUGAAUGCUCUGAGAGACAGUGAGAGAGUUUGUCUCUGACCCCCAGAUUAGUAAAAAAGAUUGCCCAUUUUUAAUGUCCUUCCCUUCAAAUCUCUGCUCAUUCUUUAAUUGCUUUGCUUUGGUUUCUUUGUUACCCAUGAGCAUUGAGAGCCUGAGCUGAUCCAGCCCUUUGUUGAUGAUGGAUUUUGGUAGUGGAACAAAAUCAUCUUCCUACAUGCUUCCUUUACUUGAUUGUUGAAGUAGUCUUGAAUUUGCAUCAGAAAAAUGGGAGUUGAAAAAGAAGGUGUGAGAAAUGGAGCAGGACAUGUGGGGGGUUUCUUUCAGCUGUUUGACUGGUCUUCAAAAUCUCGAAAGAAAUUAUUUUCGAGCAAGUCAGAUUUACCAGAGCAUUCAAAACAAGGAAAGAAAGGCUAUCGGAACUUUCCAGUGACACGGAAUCAUCCGGUCGAUGAGGAUGAAACUGGGGUAACAACGAGUGUCAAAGGUGGCAGUGACUAUAGUUGUGCUUCAUCAGUUACAGAUGAAGAAGGAUAUGGAUCUAAAGCCCCUAGUGUAGUUGCCAGGCUAAUGGGUUUGGACUCUUUACCCACAUCCAAUCUUUCUGAGCCCUACUCUACCCCAUUUUUUGACACCCAGUCUUUCCAAGAUGCUCCUUACCACAGGAAAAACGUUGAUUAUUAUCAUGAUCAUCAGUUAAUGUUUUCUGGAAACCUUCUCAUGGAGGCCCCUACUAGGAAUCCUGUGGAGCCAAAGCCCCAGAAGGUGCAUAGCAGACCAAUUGAGAAGUUCCAAACUGAAAUGUUGCCUCCUAGAUCAGCCAAGUCUAUCCCAAUUACACACCAUAAGCUUUUGUCUCCUAUUAAGAAUCCUGGCUUUGUUCCCACUAAGACUGCUGCGCACAUUAUGGAAGCUGCUGCAAGAAUGAUUGAACCUGGACCGCAAGCUACUGUCAAGGCUAAAAUGCCUCUAGUAGGGUCUUCUUCUGCACCUUUGAAGGUUCAGGCUCUCAAGGAAAAGGCAGAGGCUUCCCGGAAGGUGACACUGGUUGGGUCAUCUUCAGAAACCUUCAAAGUCCGAGAUUUAAAAGAGAAAGUGGAAGGUGCUUAUAAGACAGCUAGGCCUCCAGAAGUCUCUCGCAAGCCAGUUGAGUCAAAUGCUGCUAAGUACCUUAAGGGUCAGUCUUUGAACAAGAGCUGGAAUGGAUCUGUAGAUAUGCCCUUCAGAGCUUCAUCUGAUACAGAAGAAGAUACUUCAAAGAAUAAAGGAAAGUCCAUUUCUCUUGCAGUACAAGCAAAGGUCAAUGUUCAGAAAAGAGGUCAGAAUCCAAGUAGAAAUAGAAGCUUGGUGGGGCAGAGAGAACAGAAUGAGGCCAGCUCAAGCCAGCCCUUCAGGAGCCAACCAAAUGUUCAAAAGAACUUGCAUAGGAAACCUUCUACUCAUAAUGCUUCUGGUGCUCUUAAGCAGAAUAAUCAGAAACAAAAUUGUCUAAUGGAUAAAGACAAAUUACCUUCAAAACAUUUGGCUUCCAACUCGCAGGUCAGAAAAGCGCUUUCUGGGGAUUCUUCUUCUGGGCGUCACAAAAGCUCUAUUCGAAGUAAUGGAAACUCCAAAGUUGUAUCGAGGAAGUUAGGCUUAGAGGCAACAGAUAGUGCAAAAGAAGUUUCCUAUUCUAAUACAACGAAUUACACCAGGAAGAAGCGAACAAUAGAUGGAAAUUUCCAUUUUAAUAAAGACCAGGUUGUUGAUGGUAUGUCGAGUGACAAAAAUCAGAAGCCAGGUCAAUCUAAAUUAGUUACUGACAGACAGUAUAGUUGGUCUGAAGAUUGCAAAAAGAAAGGUGGCAUGGAUGUCGUUUCGUUUACAUUCACUGCCCCUCUUACACGAUCAUUUCCUGGGACUGAAAUCCCGGUUCAGGUCACACCGAAGAAUAACAGUAUUUGCAUGGAUCACCGGGGUAAAAGAUUGUUGCUUGACACUGAUAGUAUGAAGCUGUCUUCAUUGGGUUACAAUGUGAUAGGAGGUGAUGCUUUGAGUAUGCUUUUGGAACAAAAGUUGAAAGAAUUGUCUUAUGGAACUGAAUCUUCUAGUCACGACUCCAUGAAAGUAGGAUCAAGUUCAACUGCUUCUAAUGUGGAUGUGGACUCCAAUUUUAAUGCAGCUAGUGCUGUGAAAAGACUAAAUGAAGAGAGAGACCAACGUCUGUUUGUUUCAGACAAAUUGGGUGGCCUGUAUGACUCUGAAUUGUCAUCCACUGAUCGUGCUGCUUUCAGAUCUAAGCAGAAGUUUCAGGGAGUUGAUAAGGUGGACGAGUAUAGCAGCAGUCAUAUUGAAUCUGGAAAGACGCUUAGUUGCCGACAUCCUAGUCCAGUCUCAAUUUUGGAACCCACUUUUUCAAAUGAAAGUUAUGACUCUUCAGUUAGCAGUGAUAGUAAUAGCACAGAAGCAAGCAAGUUAUGUUCUUCCAUUCGAGCUCAAGAAGUCGAUGGUUUAUGUUCUUCAAAGAAGUUCCACUCUGUAGAAGCUGAUACUGAGUUAUCAGAUUCUGCUUCUUCCACCUCCACUGGAACUGUGGCAAGAAACCAUGCAGCUACAGUAUACAUGCCGAAUCCUUGGAGAUCAGAUGAAUGGGAAUUGGGGUACAUAAAGGAGACACUGUGUAAUGUGGAAUUCAUGUUUCAAGACUUGGCAUUGGGUCGAUCCCACGAGAUCAUAAACCCUCAUCUGUUCAAUCUGUUGGAGAGUCGAAGAGGACGGUUUGAAAAAGAUGGUAGCAAGUCCAGGCUAAGGCGAAAGGAAUUAUUUGAUUGUACAAGUGAACGCUUGGACUUUCGAUGCAGGCGUUAUGUGGGUGGGGGAUACAAAGCAUGGGUUAAAGGCACAGCAAUGGUGAGAAGAAAGGACAUCUUAGCAGAAGAAUUCUACAAAGAAUUCUCAGCUUUGACUAGCAUGGGGGAUUGUAUGGUGGAUGAGCUCGUGGCUAAGGACAUGACCAGCCAGUAUGGAAGAUGGCUCGAAUUUGAAACUGAUGAAUUUUCACUCGGAGUUGAGAUUGAGGGUCAAGUAUUUAAUUCUUUGGUCGAUGAAGUGGUUGCUGAUAUCCUGAAAUUAUAAUUGCUGCAAAAGUCAAAACAGUGUAAUUUCUCUGUUAGCUCCGCCUCAGCCCUCAAGUCUCUGCAUAUGGUUUCUUGCGGAUGUUGUAGUAUGUUGAUAUUAUUUCGUAUUCAAGUCAUUGGUUUAUUGAUUGCCUGUAAUCUAUAAAAUCUUUGUAGAUCACUAUUAGCUUUGUGGUUCAAAUUGCAGCAAUUCUCAUAUUCCACCUGUUCAUGUUGA
Molecule: messenger RNA, 3370 nt
Organism: Rosa rugosa (rugosa rose)
Lineage: Eukaryota; Viridiplantae; Streptophyta; Magnoliopsida; Rosales; Rosaceae
Exons: 6
Coding region: 305-3151 (948 amino acids)
Source: RefSeq, a predicted model, not a curated record